AUGACUAAAGAAAUUGUUUUCGUUACAGGUAAUGCUAAUAAAUUGAAGGAAGUGCAAAUGCUGAUGAGCCAAGUGGAUUUGAAACUGACUAACGAAGCAUUGGAUCUAGAAGAAUUGCAAGAGACUAGCCUUGAAACUAUUGCCACUGCCAAAUUGGAACAAGCAGUGAAAUUGCUUGGCAAGGGAACCCCUGUCUUUGUAGAAGACACUGCAUUGACCUUUGACGAAUUCAACGGUUUACCAGGAGCCUACAUCAAAUGGUUUUUGAAAAGUAUGGGAUUAGAAAAGAUUGUCAAGAUGUUAGAACCAUUCGAAAACAAAUCAGCAGAAGCCAUCACUACAAUUGCAUACGCUGACGAACAAGGUGCAUUCCACGUAUUUCAAGGGAUCACAAAGGGUAAGAUUGUAACCAGUCGUGGACCUACAGAUUUCGGCUGGGACUCAAUCUUCGAACCAUUAGAAAGCAACGGUCUAACCUACGCUGAAAUGGAUAAACAAUCGAAGAACCAAAUCUCACAUAGAGGUAAAGCAUUCCAAAAAUUCAGUAGUUUCUUAAUGGAAAACAAUUAG
Messenger RNA from Vanderwaltozyma polyspora DSM 70294, 570 nucleotides. It is a transcript of the gene HAM1, whose product is annotated as nucleoside triphosphate pyrophosphohydrolase HAM1. Gene Ontology annotation, cellular component: cytoplasm. The record is from RefSeq and is a predicted model, not a curated record. Gene Ontology annotation, biological process: nucleoside triphosphate catabolic process. Gene Ontology annotation, molecular function: nucleoside triphosphate diphosphatase activity. The transcript has a single exon. Bases 1 to 570 code for a protein of 189 amino acids. Lineage: Eukaryota; Fungi; Ascomycota; Saccharomycetes; Saccharomycetales; Saccharomycetaceae.